AUGGUGUCCUUACCGCGAGCUGCCGCGGCCACGAGCUCCGUGAUACUCAGGCUUGCCACCUUCAUCUUCCUUCGCUGGAUCCCCGGUCAUCAUUUCCCACCUCUAAUCUUCACCUCGCUAGUGGUGUAUCUGUCUUCGUUGUUCUCGCUCAGUCGGGCGGCUGAUGACAACACCGCCAAUCGCCCCCAUGACUUGAAACGCUCCCGAAACACUUCGAGGUCUGCAGAGCCUCCAGCUAAGGAUAGCGCUCUCAAGACGCUUUUAACGGGACUGCCGUCCCCCAGGUCGCCGUUGGUGACCCGGCUGACAGUGCUGGUUAACAUUGUCCUUACGCUCUUCACUUCCGACCUUCUACUUCGUGGGGUUGUUUUCUAUCCUGCAAACGAUAUUGUCUUCUCUCGCAUUGGAUAUGUCUCCCCAACUACAGCGAAUUUACUCGUUCGAGAGCCGGACUCAGCUCAACUACCCCUGGCGGUCUUCUAUCAAGAAGCGGAGCAGGAGGACCCCUUAAAAUGGGUGGAAGAAGGCAUUAUAUAUGCACUUGAUGAAUCGACAGAUUUCACAACUUCGGUGACUUUAAAGAACUUGAAACCGUCCUCGCACUAUCGGUAUUCCCUGUCCAACAAUCUCACUGGCUCUUUUGUCACCGCGCCUCUUCAUGGCUCGAAAUCUGCCAACCGGCUUAGCUUUCUGACGUCUAGCUGCAUGAAGCCAAACUUCCCGUACAACCCACUGUCUCAUCCAUUGCGUAUUGAAGGGAUUGAGAAGAUGACCGAGACCGUCAGCAAGUUGCCAUCCUUGCUUCGGCCGGCAUUUAUGUUGUUCCUCGGAGACUUCAUUUAUAUCGAUGUUCCGCAGCGCUUUGGCUCCUCUGUAUCACACUAUCGCAGUGAAUAUCGUCGUGUGUAUUCGUCUCCUUCGUGGUAUUCUCACGGUGAUACCCCGGCUAUCGACCUGCCGUGGUUACACACUCUAGACGAUCAUGAGAUUGAGAAUGACUGGUCGAAGGGUAACAAUACAGCUCCCUACUUAGCCGCGGCUGACCCCUAUAUCCAUUACCACGUCAGCGUGAACCCCCCGAUCCCGGCCACCCCUUUCGCCAAGCCAGAAAAUACAACGUAUUUCUCUUUCAUUAACGGUCCGGCGUCGUUCUUCAUGUUGGACACCCGCACCUAUCGCUCCGAGCCCGCCCAACCGGACUCUACCAUCCUCGGCUCGGCGCAGCUGCAGUCCUUGCUUGCAUAUCUGUCUCGUCCUGAACCAGCCGAAGUGCACUGGAAGAUUAUCGCCUCCAGUGUUCCCUUUACCAAGAACUGGCACGUCGGUACUACCGACACAUGGGGUGGGUUUCUGAAUGAGCGUCGCAUGGUGUUUGAGGCCAUGUGGCGCGCCGAGCGAGAGUUAGGAAUUCGCAUUAUCCUGCUCAGCGGAGACAGACACGAGUUCGGGGCGACUCGGUUCCCCGAUCCAACAUUUGACUACACGCCCGAUGAACUUCUCUCCGAUACCGCCGGCGAGGGCCUGCAUGAGUUCAGUGUUGGCCCGCUCAGUAUGUUCUACUUGCCCAUCCGGACCUACCAUCAAACCGACAAUGAAGAUGUCGCUGUCAAAUACAUCCCAACCGGUAACACCAAGUACGGAUUAAUCGAUAUCGACAUCCGCGAUGAGACCAUACUCACCACCAGUGGCAAGACAGAAACCGUACCCAGUUCCGUCCUUACCUACUCACUCUACGUUGACAACGAUGUCGCCUGGAAGUAUCGUCUCAGCGUCCCACUGCCUGGGUAUGAGCAUGUUGUUGCCUCGGUUGCCUCUGUAAGGCACCCGCGACUCCUACCAGGUGAAGUCCUUGAGGACAAUCGUGAAACAGUUGGAUGGGAUACCCGACUCAGGGCCGUAAUCAGUAAGGUGAAGAAUGCAGGGGGCCAGCUAAUUAGCCAGGUUAGGGAUCAAAUCUAUAAACUUUUGGAUAGAGCGGGAACAGCGGAAGGACUAAAUUGA
This is a messenger RNA of Aspergillus bombycis, 2001 nucleotides long. RefSeq names its product alkaline phosphatase family protein. The record is from RefSeq and is a predicted model, not a curated record. The coding region runs from base 1 to 2001 and encodes 666 amino acids. The transcript has 3 exons. NCBI's taxonomy places the organism in Eukaryota, Fungi, Ascomycota, Eurotiomycetes, Eurotiales, Aspergillaceae.